Messenger RNA from Cheilinus undulatus (humphead wrasse), 1916 nucleotides. RefSeq names its product zinc finger and SCAN domain-containing protein 21-like. Gene Ontology annotation, biological process: regulation of transcription by RNA polymerase II. The record is from RefSeq and is a predicted model, not a curated record. The coding region runs from base 237 to 1622 and encodes 461 amino acids. The transcript is spliced from 3 exons. Lineage: Eukaryota; Metazoa; Chordata; Actinopteri; Labriformes; Labridae. Gene Ontology annotation, molecular function: RNA polymerase II cis-regulatory region sequence-specific DNA binding; DNA-binding transcription factor activity.
GUGGGGUCUUGGAGACAUCUUUUACGCUGCUUUUGUCGUGCCAAUAAACUUGUUUUUUCUCAUUUACAGUAUUCAGUGUCUUUUUCUUAACCUGGUGCAGUUUAUUAAUUUCACCACUAGAUGUCGAGCUGUAGGCGGAAGUAAAACCUCUGCAGGCUGGCUUGCAUCCGUAAAGGAGAAGCCAAGAAAAUUCAACCUGAGGCUUUGUGGAGAGGUUGAGUGCCAUUGGAUGCACAAUGAAGCCGAUUUUGUCAGGGACUAGAAAGCGUCCGUCUGAGACUAAAUCAGCGGGAGCUGAAGCAGCUCUGUGUCUGCAGGACGAGCUGGUCGCAGCGAUCCACGGAGCGUUUGAAGUGGCUGUGGAGAUCGCAGUACGGGAAGUAUCAAAGCUGGUGGGGCAGGUAACGGGAGAUAUGUGUGAGGAGAUGCGACGAGAGAACGAGUCUCUCAAACAAAGACUACAGGAAGCUGAGGCUAUGCUGGAUUCAAACCAGCUUCUGAACACAACCAAACACACAAAUCCUCCUACUUGCUCCAAAUACAACGGGAAAAGCCAGAAUCCUGUGGUGGACAGUGGAGUCAGAGCUGUCACUAGAGCAGAUCAUCCGCCUCUUGACCCCCAACAUGAACACAUGAGUGAAGAAGAAGAGCAGAGACCAGCUGUUGAUGUGAAAACACAGCAAGUAGGUGGUGCAUCAGAUGCAGAGAAAAACAAUGCUCUUGAAGCGUUCACUGAAGAAGUCGGAGAGAAUACGUCUGGAGUUUGUGUGGUAAGACUAGAAAGGCUCGACUCAGCAUGCAAAGACUUGGAAGAUGAAGACUUCAACUCGCCAUCACUCCCCUGCUUAGACGACAAGUCCUCUUUAGAACCGGUUAAAAUAAAGCAGGAGACACCAGAAGAGGAGGCAGAUGGUCUGGACUGUUUUUUAGACUCCAUUAAAGUGGAAGAUUUCAGCCCUGAGUGUGUGUCAGUGGUCCAGUCCAAAAUGUUGGAGGAGUGGAAACCAGAAGGGCUGGAUAACCAGAGCCAUGACUCAGAGAGUACAGCUGCUCAAGGUGCUUCGAAUCUCACCACCUGCCUCCUACCUCCCUCAGAACGUCCAUCCCACUCCUCAGAGCCCCCCCAUGUCUUCCAGCUGGCAGAACCACCCCGCACCUUAGAAGCCCCCUCACAGGUUUAUGGAGUCCGUGUACGAACCAGCCGCAACCCUGCCAAUGUCUACGCCUGCAAGUACUGUGGUCAGAUCUUCCACCUGCCUAGCUUGCUGCGGCGGCAUUAUGGUCAGUGCCACCUGAGGCUUCAGCAGUGUUUCCAGCCACCAGUAGGAGGAGGCAAGAGGACCAAACUGCAGCUCUACCCACCGGGCUGUAGCCCCUUCCGCUGCACCGAAUGUAACCGGGAGUUCAACCGCAUGGAGAACCUCAAAACCCAUCUCCGGAUCCACACAGGAGAGAGGCCAUACAUCUGCUCAGUCUGCUCUAAGUGCUUCCGUCACUCCGGGGCAUUAACCAGGCACUUCAGAAUCCACACAGGGGAGAAGCCUUAUGUGUGUGGACAUUGUGGAAAGUCUUUUAGGAACCCUGGAGGGCUUAAAUUUCACCAACGUACACACAACAAGUAGCUAUAUAAGUGAAACUCAAAGUGUUUAUGUAAACUAACAAUAAUGGUAUUCAGCUUUUAUGCAUUGCUCAUUUAUGUUUUCAAAAUGUUUUUGAGGGAUUUGACAGACAGUUAAGUCUAGAGCUGAUAUUGAAAUGUGUCAAUAAAAUCUCAUGGAUGUUAUUUUUCAGUCCUUUAUAUAUUAUAUCAGGUAUCUAGUGUAGAUCUUAGCAAAGCAAGCACACGGACAUCACUCUAAACUUCUAGCAGAUUGUUUGAAAUAUUUAUGGAAUAAAUGUUUUGUUGAAAACUUCAA